AACUCCUUGGCAGUUCUAAACAAAAACACCGCGAGACGACAACAUGAGGGUAACGAAGUGAGCGCUGUUGCGUUUUCUCUGUACGGGAAUAUCAUGUAAAUACCCUGUAUUUGUGCUGCAAGGGCAGCUUAUGCUCUCCUGUGUUCUAAGAAACGGUAAAAUAUUAUGGGAGCUAAGCAGUCUAGCCACAAUGGCCGAGCGAACGCGCGUAAUGUCGGCAACGGAGCCGCGGUUGCAGCAGCCGGUUUACCAGAAGGUUCAAGGGUUGUUGCGCUGGAUUCACGGAUAAGAACUCGUUCACUGAACAAUGUUGGACAAUCUUUAUCCAUUCCUGGCCAUUCGGCUUCAUUUCAAGAGUCUGAUUUGUCCUCUUCGCCGGAGGAUAAUUCUCCAUCUCCGCGAGGACUUGCGAUGCAAGGAGCGCAUUCGCUCCCAUCUCAUUUGUUCGCCACUUACACUACAUUUCUAAACGGGGUGAAAUGUCCCGUUUGUUCGAAAGUAGUUUUGGCUGACGAUAUUGAACUUCAUCUGGUAAUUUGCCUCACGAAACCACGUAUUUCGUAUAACGAGGAUGUACUGAAACAGGACAAUGGAGAAUGUGUUAUAUGUCUGGAAGACUUGUGUAUAGGUGAUAAAAUAGCAAGGCUUCCGUGUUUGUGUAUAUACCAUAAGAGUUGUAUUGAUAAUUGGUUCCAGGUGAACAGAUCUUGUCCGGAGCAUCCAACAAAUUAGAAAUAGGCCUUUCACCCUACUCAAAUUUUUUUCUGAAUUUAAUCAAGUUAAAGCUGGCUAGUUAAUCUGAUGACUCCACAUAGUACAGCACUAUGGGCCAUUUGAGUAGAGGAUGUUCCAGUGUAUAAAGACACUCAUUCCUGGCAUUGAUAAGUCCUGAAAACAGCAGUUAAAAAGGCUAUUCUGUAGAAAAUUGUGGUAUGGCAGGCUGCAGCUGGACUUUCAUUUACACACAGGCUCAGUUUGUUUGAAUUGCAAGGAUGAAGACAGACAGUGCCAAGACCUAUAGAACUCUAUCAAAACAAACUGAAGGAUAUGUUAUGUUUAAAAGGUCCACUUAAUGAGACUGAGAAUUCAGGGUACCUCUGGAAUAGAAAGAUUCCUCGUUAUAGCCCAGUUUCUUCACAGGAUCGAUAACUCUGUCCACCAGAUAAGUCACUGUCAAGUGGAUCACAUCAUUUGCUAAUGUCAAUAAUAACAUGUACCCUCUUACCCUAUCAGAUAGCUGUAGCAACUCUGUGAACAGUUGGGGUCAGCUGGGCAAUGAUUCAGCUAUAAUGUGACAAUUUUUAGAAUUCAAUCAAAUGCACUUAACAUACUUUCCCCCAGGGCUCAUUAAGAUAAGUAAACUUGUGAUCUGCAGACUGGCUAGCAGAGACAAUAUUCCCAGACUAUGAAUCUCAUAGAUUUAAUGGGGACUGUUUUCUAGGAAAGCCAAGGAGACUCCUUAGGUUAGUACUUGACAGCCCUGUCAGCUUUGUUAUAUACAUAGGUUAUCCUGGGUAAACAGAAGCAAGACCACCAAAGUUUAAAGUGUCUAUAUGGCCAAUAGGGUUUUUGUGGUUUUGAUAUCUCUAUAACAUGUAAAAGGUAUUCUAACUAAAAAAUUGGGAUUCUGAUGCUUUUUUCAGAUAUGUCCAGGAUUGAAUGCUAAUGAGAUUCAUAUUUCUUAUGAUAAGCAUCAAAAAGUGUCCUCAGUGGUAAAAAGUCACCAAAACACACACAAUUCUGUUAAAUAUGAAGUUAUAUGAAAAUGUCAAAUAACCCUGCCAAAUAUGAAGUAUUAAUUAAGCAAUACUUGCGUGUAAUCCUGGACAUAAGUGGCUUUUUUGUGCUAUAAAAUUGAGCUUUAAAGUUCCUGUUUUGGCCACACCUAAUGAAGUUGACCGCAUAAUGAAAGAUUUGUGAUGAGUGAUGUUAUGUCAGGAAUGCCUUGAAGCUUCUCUGUCUUUUUUGUUUUGCUUGCUUGAUGACCACAGCACUUCACCACUGAACUUCUGUUUGUUUUUGCUAAAAGCUGUUCAACUCCUCACCAUCACCGAAACAACAGUGACAUGAACUAGGGCGAUUUGGUGUUUCCUGACAUGAUGUUAUGACCCAUUAAGGAACCCAAACUCUUUUUUUGCACUGACCCACAGUGAACUUCAUUGGGUGGUGACGAAGUGGGAACUUUAAAGCUCAAUUUUAGGACAAAAAAAGUGUCCGAAUCCAAUUUUUUUUUCUCAUAAUACCUUUUUACACAUAGAGAUAUCAAAACUACAAAAACCCUGUUGGUAGUAUACAAACUUAAAUGGAGAGAGCAUUACAAAUGCCGUUUUCAACCAUUUUAUGCUUCACCAGUGCAGGUUGCCACUUAUACAUGGGCUGGUCAGUUAAACAUUUAAUUUGCCUCUCCUCAGCUUAUGGAGUUUAUCAUCUUUUAAACUGUUUGUAACUAAGUAAAGUAAUUUAUUGAUCUUUUGAUUUAUCUUCAUAAUUCUUAUCUUACGUAAGGCAAGCUUUUCAAUAUUAUUACAGUCAACUGUUGUUGGGACGAUCUAGAUGUAAUUAAAUUACAGUAGUUCAUUACUAGUGGCUGAUUACAUUAGUGGUAAUUCUUUUGCUUUGUUAAACAAGAGGUUAAUUGUUUGCUAGCAUUCAAGGAGGGAUUUUGUUAAUA
This is a messenger RNA of Orbicella faveolata, 2671 nucleotides long. RefSeq names its product E3 ubiquitin-protein ligase ZNRF1-like. The record is from RefSeq and is a predicted model, not a curated record. Gene Ontology annotation, cellular component: cytoplasm; intracellular membrane-bounded organelle; membrane. Lineage: Eukaryota; Metazoa; Cnidaria; Anthozoa; Scleractinia; Merulinidae. Gene Ontology annotation, molecular function: ubiquitin protein ligase activity. Gene Ontology annotation, biological process: protein K48-linked ubiquitination; proteasome-mediated ubiquitin-dependent protein catabolic process.